Messenger RNA from Neoarthrinium moseri, 1311 nucleotides. RefSeq lists its product as uncharacterized. The coding region runs from base 1 to 1311 and encodes 436 amino acids. The record is from RefSeq and is a predicted model, not a curated record. The transcript is spliced from 5 exons. Gene Ontology annotation, molecular function: ubiquitin binding; phosphatidylinositol binding. Gene Ontology annotation, biological process: actin filament organization; endocytosis; actin cortical patch localization. Lineage: Eukaryota; Fungi; Ascomycota; Sordariomycetes; Amphisphaeriales; Apiosporaceae. Gene Ontology annotation, cellular component: actin cortical patch.
AUGUUCUCCCAGAAGAAACCCUACUCUGCAAUCACUGUGACCGUUGAUCGGCUCACUAGUGAGCAGUAUGAAGAAGACGAUCUAAGCGGUAUCCCCGAUCUGGUAGAGGUUAUCAAGUUGCAAGCGUCAGGUCCCGCAGAGGCUGCCCGAUCUAUUCGGAAAAAGCUCAAGUAUGGAAAUGUCCACCGCCAGCUGAGAGCGUUGACCCUUCUGGAUGGCCUGAUCCAGAAUGCCGGCCCACGUUUCCAGCGUGCUUUUGCUGACGAGCCACUUCUGGAGCGCUUGCGAGUUUGCGGAACUUCUGACCUAUCGGAUCCCGAGGUGAAGAAGAAGUGCUCAGAGCUGUUCAGGAGCUGGGCUACAGAGUACAAGAACACGCCAGGUUUAGAACGCAUUGCAGUACUGUACAAGCAACUCCCACGACGAAAACAAGUGGUUACCCAGGACAAGUCCAAGGUUCUGAAAGAGACUGAGAACCCCUUUCACGAUUCCGAGGAUGAGGCAGAGCGACCACCCCCUGCACAGGCAUCGUCUUCGAAACCUCCUGUAGCCUUCCCCCAGCCCAACCAAACGGUGCAAUCUUUCAGCCACACCAAGUCUUCCUCGAAGUCAGGCUCUUUCUUUGGCUCCUCCAAGGACAAGAAAAAGGACAAGAGCAAGAAGAAGCCGAGGCCGUUCAACCUUGAGGCCGAAAAGGACACCAUGAAGGUGUCGAUCGCCGAGUCUUCUAUUGCCGCUACCAACUUGAUGAAUUCCCUCCAGAGCAUCAACCGUGAGCAGGAGCGGAUCUCCGAAAACGCCGCCGCUGUUCAACGUUUUGAGACCUGCAAGAAGCUUCGAAGGAAGAUCGUGCGCUAUAUCCACCAUGUUGAGGACGAGCAGUGGCUGGGUGGCUUGUUGCAUGCCAACGAUGAGCUGAUCCUGGCCCUCAUGACCUUUGAGCAGCUGGACCGUUCUAUUGACGCGGACAGCGACUCGGACGACGAGUUAGCAGAGCAAGCCCAUCUGUACAGGAUGGCAACUGAGAAAGGAAAAAGCACCAUGUCCCCCACGGGAAGCCCCGACGCGGGCAGUCCUGUGCCUGACCUUUCCGGCCUGAACAUCGCUCCACCCCAGCCGCCUCGUCCUGUGCCCCCGCCCCGGCCGUCAGCCGUAUCCAAGCCAUCUGCGGCUUCCAACCCUUCUCCUCCGCCUGUGCAUGUCAACGACGAGGACGAUGUGGCUUCUGAGGAUGAGGAUGAAAACGACCCUUUCGCGGACAGGAACGCCGUCGCAACGCCCAUGGUGGAGAAGGGAGAGCCCAAGUGGUAA